Molecule: messenger RNA, 591 nt
Organism: Meloidogyne enterolobii
Lineage: Eukaryota; Metazoa; Nematoda; Chromadorea; Rhabditida; Meloidogynidae
Source: the annotation of a GenBank genome assembly
AUGGUUAAGGUUUCGCCAGCUGAAACUGAACGCUAUCAUUUACGACUGUUGUUGUUGAAUGUUAAAGGAGCUACAAGUUAUGAUGAUAUUAGAACAGUAAAAAGUUUAGAUUUAAAUAUAGAGACCAGAUAUGCUACCUUUGCGGAAGCAUGUUUAGCAAGAGGUUUGAUUCGAGAUGAUGAAGAAUGGAAAAAAGCAUUAGAAGAAGCGAAUAGUUUUGAAAUGCCUUGGAAAAUGAGAGAGUUGUUUGCUUUGAUUUUAGUACAUUGUAAUCCAGCAAAGCCUGAUGAACUUUGGAGUUUGUUUAAGAAUGAUUUGGCAGAAGAUUUUGCAAAGAAACAUAGUAUUGAACUAGCAUAUAGAAAAGCUUAUUUAGACAUAGCGAAAAGAAUUGUUGAAGCGGGAAAAUCGCUUGACGAUUUUCCUACAAUGGAAAAGAUUGAUGAUAUUGACUUAGAUAUUGAAGAGAAAUUUGAUAUAGUUGAAGAAUUAGACAUAGGUCGUAAAAGCUAUGAGUCAUUAAACGACGAGCAAAGAGCAAUAGUAGAUGAGAUUAUGAAUAGGAUCUCCAAUCCCGAUGGGAAAGAAUGA